Molecule: messenger RNA, 4194 nt
Organism: Iphiclides podalirius (scarce swallowtail)
Lineage: Eukaryota; Metazoa; Arthropoda; Insecta; Lepidoptera; Papilionidae
Source: the annotation of a GenBank genome assembly
AUGUACACGGUGGUGAACGCCGCCCUGCUCACCACCACCGCCAACCCCCUGGUGCCCGCCUCCAGCCCGCUCCUCAUCGGGCUGGUCCUCGCGCUGCACUUCGUCAGCGUGGCCGCCAUGGCGUUCGCGUGCAGCUACCUGAUCAAGAACACACAAUACGCGGUGACGCUGUCGCUGUUCGCGUACACGGCGCUGUGGGUGCCGACGCAGAUACUGUCCAAGAGGGCGAUCCCUGCGGCGCUAAGGCCCCUCGUCGCCCUCCUGCCGCACGCGCCUCUCAACUUCUUUUGGGACGAGCUGGCCGCACUAGAGAAGUUCGGUCAGGGUCUGACGUUCGCCAACAUGGCGACUGCUCACAACGCGCACACCUACUCCGUGCUGCUGUGCUUCCUGGCGCUGAUGGUGCAGAGCGUCCUGUUCUUCCUCCUCGCCUGGUACCUGUCCCUGGUGAACCCCGGCCCGUACGGGCAGGCGCUGCCCUGGGGCUUCAUCUUCCAGCGUCAGUACUGGAGCCAGCGGAAGGUGACCCCGGACAUCGAGGUGGAGGAGUUGGAGGAGCCCAUCGCCCAGGACCCGCUCUACUUCGAGGAGGCCCCCAAGAACCUGGACGUCGGCAUCAGGAUCGUCAACGUGUCCAAGGUGUUCAAUAAGAACUUGGUGCUUUCCAAUGUCUCCCUGGACAUCUACAAAGGCGAGAUCACGGUGCUGCUGGGCCACAACGGAGCCGGGAAGACCACGCUCAUGAACAUCAUCACGGGAAUGUUGAGCGCCACUUCGGGCAAGGUGUACGUGGAGGGAAUGGACAGUGUGACGCAGAAGGACGAGGUGCGCCGCCACCUAGGCCUCUGCCCCCAGCACAACCUCUUCUUCCCGGACCUCACAGUUCUGGAGCACAUCAUGUUCUUCACGAUGCUGAAGGGCGUGCCGUACGGCGAGGCGAGCGGCGAUUCGCGGCGGCUGCUGGAGCGGCUGGGGCUGGCGGCGAAGGGCGCGAGCGGCGCGGCGCAGCUCUCGGGCGGCAUGCGGCGGCGGCUGCAGCUGGGCUGCGCCCUGGCGGGACGGGCCUCGCUGCUGGUGCUGGACGAGCCCACCUCCGGCCUGGACGUGGAGACGCGCCGCGGCCUGUGGGACCUGCUGCUGUCCCUCCGUGGCGAGCGCACCGUGCUGCUGACGACGCACUUCAUGGAAGAAGCGGACGCGCUGGGCGACCGCGUGGCAGCGCUGCACGGCGGCCGGCUGCGCUGCCACGCCACGCCCAUGCACCUCAAGCGCGCCCUCGGCUCCGGCUACAGGCUUUCCUUCACCACCAUCGGCGUGCCGAAGGAGGCCGCCAUCACGGGCGUGGUCAGGUCGAAGGUGCCGGACGCCUCGCUGAAGGAGGCCGCCCUCAACUCGAUAUCGUACAACCUGCCGGCGAAGAGCAGCCACAAGUUCCCGGAGCUCUUCAAGGCAUUGGAGUCCAGGAGGUCGGAGCUGGCGGUGGACUCCAUCGGCGUCGGCGUCACCACGCUGGAGGAGGUGUUCCUGAAAUUGUGCAGCGACGUGGACACCACAUUCGCUGCGGACUCCGUGGACGGUGCGCCCGUGGAGUCGCACACCCAUGAGAGACUGAGCGGCGCUCGACUGUACUGGCGUCAGUUCUUGGUACUCCUGAAGAGGCAGGGCAGUUAUAUGCUGUCGAAGAAGUUCUCGAUUUUGAUGCUGCAAGUGGUCAUACCGAUACUCACUCUGGUCGUGUUCACGCGCAACUCCGUAAACGACGAGCGUCCGCCGCGGCGCAACGACUCGGCCCCGAUGGAUCUGGGCCUGUACUCGGACAUGCCGGAGCGGCGUGUGCUGCUCAGCGCUAAUGAGACCCUGGGCAGCCUCAGGAGCCUCCUGGGCCACUACGGCGACGUCCAGCUCGAGAGGACGGACGACGUGGCGACAGCUUUGAUCGCGUAUGGGAAGGAUCAAAUCGAAUACAACAAGUACUUGGUCGGGAUCGAGCUGAACGAUACGGAUGCCAAGGUGUUGUACACAACGCGGGUGCGGCAUGCGGCGCCCGUGGCCCUGAACCUGCUCGCCAACCUGGCGGCGGCACGUGCUAUGUCGCUUCACGGGCCCCACCACUUGUCGCACCAAUUGCCUGCACUCUCCGUAUUGAACCAGCCGCUGAAGGACGCUAGCAAGGAUCUCCGCCGCCUCUCGGGCCUCGUGGAGCCCAAGUCCAUAUUUAUGUGCGCCGUGUGGGCCACCAUAGUGGUGUUCGUGCUGCUCGCGACCAGCAUCAACCUGGUGUCGCUGCCGUGCAGGGAGCGGCGGGCGGGCGCGCGGCACCUGCACGUGCUCGCCGGCUGCCCGCCCGCCCUGCACUGGGCGGCCACGCUGCUCGCGCACGCCGCGCUCUGCACGCUCACGCUGCUGCUGCCCGCCCUGCUGGCCGCCGCCGCCCUCGACACGGACAGCACGCUCUCGCAGCCCGACUUCCUAGGUGCCAUAUUCGUUGUCCUGCUGCUCGGCAGCCUCUCGUUCUUCUCCGUGAUGUACCUGGUGAGCUUUUUCUUCGGCGAGCGAGGGUCAAGCUCAGUGCUCGUCGCCUUCGUUGUCAUUUUCGGGCUGUUCACGACCUCGAUGAAGACCGCCGAGGAGGUGUUCAAAGGGCAGGGCUCGCGCGACGUCACCCACUACGUGUUAGUGGCGUGCGGGCUGGCAACGCCGCCGCACGCGCUCACCAUGGCCGCGCUCAAGGCCGCCAACGUGGCGCGCCUCAACGCCUACUGCCGCCUGAACAAGCACCGGUGCCCGGCGCUGCUCGUGCCCGAGGCGGGCUUCGACGCGGUCGCCUGCUGCGAAUUGGACACUUUGCCACGGUGCUACUUUUGCUUCGACGAUUACGCUCCCGGGGAGUUCAUGCUGAUCCUGUUCUGCCAAUUCAUUGUUUACAUGAGCCUGGUGGUGCUGAUCCAGCACGGGCUGUUCAACCGGCUCGCCGAGCGGCUGUUCAACCGGCGCUACCGGGCCACCGCGCCCCCUCCCCCCGCCGAAUCGGAGAUGGUCCGCGCGGAGGGCACCUACGUCGGCAAGGCCAUCGCCCUGCCGCCGCAACAGAUCCAGGAGGCGAUGCUGGUCAACGACGUGCACAAGAACUACCUAAGGGUGUUCAGCAAAUCCUGUAACGCCGUCAAAGGUGUCAGCUUCUCCGUUAAAAAGGGUGAGUGUUUCGGGUUGUUGGGCGUCAACGGUGCUGGGAAAUCGACCACUUUCAAAAUGCUCACCGCCGAGGAGUAUCCCACGCGUGGGACUAUGUUCGCGAACGGUUAUCACAUGGACGAAAACUGCGGCAAGUACAUGCGCUCCCUGAGCUACUGCCCGCAGUUCUCCGGCCUGGACACCUUCUUGUCCGGCUACGACAACCUGGCUCUGCUGCUGACCCUACGCGGGCUCGGGCCCGACGACGUGAGGAGCGAGACCAAGUCCUGGAUAGACAUCGUCGGGCUGGAGCAGUACGAGCGGCGCGCCGUGUGCCGCUACAGCGGCGGCAUGGCGCGGCGGCUGGCGGCCGGCGCGGCGCUCGCGUGCGCGGCGCCCGUCACGCUGCUCGACGAGCCCACCGCCGGCGUGGACGUGGCGGCGCGCCGCCGCGUCUGGGCGGCGCUGCGCCGCGCGCUCGCCUCGCGCCGCUCCGUGCUCGUCACGUCGCACAGCAUGGACGAGAUGGAGGCGCUGUGUUCGCGCAUCGCGAUAAUGUCGGGCGGGCGGGUGCGCGCGCUGGGCUCGGCGGCCGCGCUAAGGGCCGCGCACGCGUCGGGCCACGCCGUGCUGCUCAAGCUGCGGCACCGCGACGCCCCCCACGCCGACGGUGAGCGACGCCCCCCUUUCGGUUACCGAAGCGACGCCCCCCGCGCCGACGGUGAGCUACGCCCCCCUUUCGGUUACCGAAGCAACGCCCCCCCUGCGCCGACGGUGAGCGACGCCCCCCCUUUCGGUUACCGAAGCGACGCCCCCCGCGCCGACGGUGAGCUACGCCCCCCUUUCGGUUACCGAAGCGACGCCCCCCGCGCCGACGGUGAGCUACGCCCCCCUUUCGGUUACCGAAGCAACGCCCCCCCCGCGCCGACGGUGAGCUACGCCCCCCUUUCGGUUACCGAAGCGACGCCCCCCGCGCCGACGGUGAGCGACGCCCCCCUUUCGGUUACCGAAGCGACGCCCCCG